Molecule: messenger RNA, 2164 nt
Organism: Salmo salar (Atlantic salmon)
Lineage: Eukaryota; Metazoa; Chordata; Actinopteri; Salmoniformes; Salmonidae
Source: RefSeq, a predicted model, not a curated record
AUGACUCUGUGGAGAGGAAGCUAAUGCCUAAAGAAGGACCUCUCAGGAACUUAAUAACAUAGUAGAUUAAAGACCUACAAAUGUCUUCUAUCAAUGUUCGCGUCACCACCAUGGACGCUGAGCUGGAGUUCGCCAUCCUGUCCAGCACCACUGGCAAACAGCUCUUCAACCAGAUAGUGAAAACCAUCGGGCUGAGAGAGACCUGGUUCUUUGGCCUACAGUACCAGGACAGCAAAGGCUUCUCUACCUGGCUCAAACUCAACAAGAGGGUGACAGCUCAGGAUGUACGCAGGGAGAACCCUCUGUUGAUAAAGUUCAGGGCCAAGUUCUACCCUGAAGACGUAGCUGAGGAACUGAUCCAAGAGGCCACGCAACGACUUUUCUUCCUGCAGGUGAAGGAGGGUAUCCUGAAUGAUGAUAUCUACUGUCCUCCGGAGACGGCUGUGCUGUUGGCCUCCUACUCUGUUCAGACCAAACAUGGAGACUACAAGAAGGACUACCACUUUCCUGGUUACCUCAGCAGGGACAAGCUGCUUCCCCAGAGGGUACUGGAGCAGCACAAGCUGAACAAGGAGCAGUGGGAGAAUAGGAUAAAGGUGUGGCAUGAGGAGCACAAGGGGGUGCUGAGGGAGGAUGCCAUGGUGGAGUAUCUGAAGAUAGCUCAGGAUCUAGAGAUGUAUGGAGUCAACUACUUCAGCAUCAAGAACAAGAAGGGUUCAGAGCUGUGGCUGGGGGUAGACGCUCUGGGCCUCAAUAUAUACCAGAACACUGACAGGAUGACCCCUAAGAUCGGCUUCCCAUGGAGUGAGAUCAGAAACAUUUCCUUCAACGACAAGAAGUUUGUUAUAAAGCCCAUGGACAAGAAAGCCCCGGAUUUUGUGUUCUACGCCCCUCGUCUGCGGAUCAACAAGCGUAUCCUGGCGCUGUGCAUGGGGAACCAUGACCUGUACAUGAGGAGGAGGAAGCCAGACACCAUCGAGGUCCAGCAGAUGAAGGCCCAGGCCCGCGAGGAGAAGACUAAGAGACAGAUGGAGAAAGCUCUGCUUGAGAGCGAGAAGAAGAAGAGAGAGAAUGCGGAGAAGGAGACAGAGAAGAUCGCCAGAGAAACCAUGGAGCUGAUGGGCAGACUGAAACAAAUUGAGGAAGAGACCAAGAAAGCUCAGAAAGAGCUGGAGGAGCAGACUCGCAGGGCCCUGGAGCUAGAGAAGGAGAGGACGUUUUCCCAGGAGAAGGCAGAGCGUCUGGAGAAGGAGCGCAGGGCAGCGGAAGAGGCCAAGGCAUCCCUCCUACAGCAGUCAGAGAGCCAGAUGAUGAACCAGGAGAACCUGGCCACUGAGCUGGCUGAGCUGACCUCUAAGAUCACCCUUCUGGAGGACGUAAAGAAGGAGAAGGACGACGAUACAAAGAGAUGGCAGAAAAGGACGGUCAUGGUGGAGGUUGAUUUAGAGCGGGCCAAAGAAGUUCUGAAGACUAAAGACAUCCAGGACUGUGUGCAGGGGGACCACGACGAGACCGACGAGAGCAGCGCCGAGGCCAGCGCCGAGCUGACAUCACCAGGCAUGAUCAGAGACCGCAGCGAGGAGGAACGCAUGACGGAGGCUCAGAAGAACAAACGGCUACAAAAACACCUCAAGGUCCUGAGUACUGAGUUGGCCGGCGCUCGAGACGACAGUAAGAAUACUCCCAAUGACCUGAUCCACGCGGAGAACGUUAAGGCCGGCCGGGACAAGUACAGGACCCUCCGUCAGAUACGACAGGGCAACACCAAGCAACGCAUCGACGAGUUUGAGUCCAUGUGAAAGAGAAUGAGUGAGUGAGUGAGUGAGUGAGUGAGAGAGAACAAGAGUCUGUACUGAAUCUAUGUAUUUGAAUGGAAGUCAUAUAGGCAGGUACAGUGUAAUUAUAACGUCAACAUUGCUUUAUUGACUUUGUCAGCACCCACUGCCUCUCCCCAGUAGCGUUUUGUCUACCGUGACUAAAGGUUGCCAUCUACUGGCUGUAAAGUAUUACAUUUAUGUUUGCUAAAGUAAAGUUCUGUCGACUACAGACUGUAGGCUACUAGUACAACAAUCAAAGUGAGUGAUGAUAUUGUUACUACAUUAUCAUUUCUGCUGCUUUUGGAUUUUGCGAUCUUGAAAUGCAUCUAUGCAAAACAAUCCUUAGC